This is a messenger RNA of Hemibagrus wyckioides, 6893 nucleotides long. RefSeq names its product kinesin family member 1Aa (gene kif1aa). Gene Ontology annotation, biological process: microtubule-based movement. The coding region runs from base 347 to 6055 and encodes 1902 amino acids. Lineage: Eukaryota; Metazoa; Chordata; Actinopteri; Siluriformes; Bagridae. Gene Ontology annotation, molecular function: ATP binding; microtubule binding; microtubule motor activity. The transcript is spliced from 51 exons. The record is from RefSeq and is a predicted model, not a curated record.
UGAUGUCACUGGCUCAGUCAGGCUCAGCAUCAUUGCUCUGAGCAGCCAGCAGAGCCAUUUUGGCUUCUGCAUUACAGACAACGUCAAGACUUCUCCUUUAAAAAGCCUCCUCCCGGAUCAAGCGGGCCUCGCCGGGCAUCUAGAUACCCCUUUCUCCCCCUUUCCCACGGACCUCCCUCUCCUUCGGGGGAUUGAGGACACAGGGGGUAUUCUUUGAUUUGUCCCAGAACUAGACCUCUGGGAACAAAUCAACAGAUCUACAGUGUAUUAAAGAGCUCAGGAGACAAAUACAGCACUGUAAAGGUGUGUCUGUUGGUGUAGAUAGUUGGAGCCAUAAGGAGGCACCAUGGCGGGGGCCUCUGUGAAGGUGGCUGUGCGGGUUCGCCCCUUCAACUCGCGGGAGAUGAGCAAAGAGAGCAAGUGCAUCAUCCAGAUGUCAGGGAACACAACCACUAUCAUCAACCCCAAAGUACCCAAAGAAACCAAGAGCUUCAAUUUUGAUUACUCUUACUGGUCACAUACCUCGCCAGAAGACAUCAACUAUGCGGCUCAGCAGCAGGUCUACAGGGACAUUGGUGAGGAGAUGCUGCUCCAUGCCUUUGAGGGCUACAACGUGUGCAUUUUUGCAUACGGCCAGACUGGUGCUGGCAAAUCAUAUACCAUGAUGGGCAAACAAGAAAAAGGGCAGCAAGGAAUAAUCCCACUGUUGUGUGAAGAUCUUUUUACCAAGAUUAAUGACAGCAAUACUGACAACAGCAUGUCUUACUCUGUAGAGGUGAGCUAUAUGGAGAUUUACUGUGAACGUGUGCGGGACUUGCUGAACCCCAAAAACAAAGGAAACCUGCGAGUGAGAGAGCACCCACUGUUAGGCCCAUACGUGGAAGAUCUAUCCAAACUUGCUGUCACGUCCUACAAUGACAUUCAAGACCUGAUGGACUCAGGAAAUAAAGCCAGGACUGUGGCUGCCACCAACAUGAACGAAACAAGCAGUCGCUCUCAUGCGGUCUUCAACAUCAUCUUCACACAGAGGAGGCAUGACUCUGAGACAGACAACACAUCUGAGAAGGUCAGCAAAAUCAGUCUGGUGGAUUUAGCUGGCAGUGAAAGAGCUGACUCCACUGGAGCCAAAGGCACUCGGCUCAAGGAGGGAGCAAACAUAAACAAAUCCCUUACCACAUUAGGAAAAGUCAUUUCAGCACUGGCGGAGGUGGAUUCUGGAUCAAACAAGAACAAGAAGAAAAAGAAGGUGGAAAGUUUUAUUCCAUACAGAGAUUCUGUUCUGACAUGGCUACUCCGAGAAAAUUUAGGUGGAAAUUCUCGCACUGCCAUGGUUGCGGCUCUCAGUCCUGCAGAUAUCAACUAUGACGAGACUCUCAGCACGCUCAGGUAUGCAGACAGAGCCAAGCAGAUCCGCUGUAACGCUGUCAUUAACGAGGAUCCCAACAACCGGCUGGUGCGUGAGCUGAAGGAUGAGGUGUCACGCCUGAAAGAGCUUCUCUACGCCCAGGGCUUGGGUGACAUCAUUGAAACAUAUCGGGGUCCAGUUGAUGACAAUGCUGGUUUGGGUUUGAAAUACUUUUCUGAUUGCAAGAACAAUAACAAUACUGGCCAAGCUGUCAAUGAAAGGGGUGAUCUCUCCGCAGUGACCAAUGCCAUGACAGGGAUGAGUCCCUCUCCCUCUCUUUCCGCCCUGUCCAGUCGGGCUGGAUCCAUUAGCAGUCUGCAUGACCGCAUCAUGUUCAGCCCUGGGAGUGAAGAGGCCAUUGAACGGCUCAAGGAAACAGAAAAAAUCAUUGCCGAGCUCAAUGAAACAUGGGAGGAGAAGCUUCGACGUACCGAGGCUAUCAGGAUGGACAGAGAGGCCCUACUUGCUGAGAUGGGUGUAGCCAUGAGGGAAGAUGGAGGCACUGUCGGUGUCUUUUCACCCAAAAAGACUCCUCAUCUGGUGAACUUGAAUGAAGAUCCUUUGAUGUCCGAGUGUCUCCUUUACUACAUUAAAGAUGGAAUCACCAGGGUAGGAAGAGAGGAUGCAAUGACAAGGCAGGACAUUGUCCUCAGUGGGCACUUCAUAAAAGAUGAGCACUGCAUUUUCACUAGCAGCGCAGGACCUAUGGGAGAAGUCAUUCUGGAGCCGUGUGAAGGAGCUGAGACCUAUGUCAACGGGAAGAAAGUGACAGAGCCUACUGUCCUUAGAUCAGGGAACCGCAUCAUCAUGGGAAAGAGCCAUGUGUUCCGCUUCAACCACCCAGAGCAGGCAAGACAGGAGCGCGAGAGGACUCCAUGUGCCGAGACUCCGGCUGAGCCUGUGGACUGGGCCUUUGCUCAGAGAGAACUGCUAGAGAAACAGGGCAUCGACAUGAAACAGGAGAUGGACCAAAGACUUCAGGAGCUGGAGGACCAGUACCGCAAAGAGAGGGAGGAGGCCAAUAAUCUUCUUGAGCAGCAGAGACUAGAUUAUGAGAGCAAGUUGGAAGCCCUGCAAAAGCAGGUUGAUCGUUACUAUCCUGAAGCAGCAGAGGAAGACGAUGAACCUGAGGAGGAAGUGCAAUGGACUGAGAGAGAGACUGAGUUGGCGAUGUGGGCUUUCAGAAAGUGGAGAUGUUACCAGUUUACCUCUCUUAGAGACCUUCUCUGGGGCAAUGCUAUCUUCCUCAAAGAGGCCAAUGCCAUUAGUGUGGAGCUCAAAAAGAAGGUGCAGUUUCAGUUUGUGUUGCUGACCGACACGCUGUACUCUCCGCUUCCUCCUGACCUACUGCCUUCUGAUGUGAAUAAAGAGCGUGAGAAAAGCCCAUUUCCCCGCACCAUAGUUGCUGUGGAGGUGCAGGACCAGAAAAAUGGAGCUACACAUUACUGGACACUGGAGAAGCUCAGGCAGCGUUUGGACCUGAUGAGAGAGAUGUAUGACCGAGCUGCAGAGGUUCCCAGUGGUGCCACAGAGGAGUGUGACAGUGUGCUGACGGGAGGAGACCCUUUCUACGACCGUUUCCCUUGGUUCCGCCUAGUUGGGAGCAACCUCCUAUUCACCUCAUGCCUUAGUGAGCAAGCGAAAGACCCCAUCGCCUCCCCGACCCACUCUGACCCCACCGAGACCACUGAACCUACCGAACUCAUCCAGUCACGGCGCUGCGGGGGGCUCGGGGCAGAGCUGGAGGACAUCACAGAUGAGCUCUUGUCGGAUGACCUGUGUUCUGAGUUUGGCGAUGAAGAUGAUGACGUUUAUAAGGAAGACGAGAAGGGGCUUUGCAGAAACUCUGACGAGGCGGAGGACCCAUUUUAUGAGCGUGCUCCUUUGUUCAGUGUAGUGGGAAGGGCCUUUGUGUAUCUGAGCAAUCUGCUGUAUCCUGUGCCCCUGGUACAUCGAGUAGCCAUUGUCAGUGAAAAGGGAGAGGUCAAGGGUUUCCUGCGUGUUGCAGUGCAGGCGAUAUCAGGCUCUCUGGUUUUUCCUCCAGCUGAUGAGGAGGCACCUGAUUAUGGCUCAGGUGUGAGGCAGUCCGGAACAGCCAAGAUCUCCUUUGAGGACCAGCAGUUUGAGAAGUUCCAGUCCGAGUCCUGCCCAGCCGGUCUCUCCCGCACUGGACUUUCCCAGGAGGAGCUUCGGAUUGUGGAGGGCGAAGGACAGAAUGCAGAGAUGGUGCCAUCUGCUGAUGAGGUCAACAACAACACAUGUGCAGCUGACCCAGAAGAUGACAGCACCUUGAAAGAUGGUGUUCUGGAUGGUGCUUUGGACCACCUGAAGAUUGGAGAGCUCUUUACAUUCAGAGUCACUGUGCUUCAAGCGUCUAGCAUCUCUGCUGAGUAUGCAGACAUCUUCUGCCAGUUUAAUUUUAUUCACCGGCAUGAUGAGGCGUUUUCCACAGAGCCACUGAAAAACACUGGACGUGGUCCACCACUGGGCUUCUAUCAUGUGCAAAAUAUUGCAGUAGAGGUCACAAAGUCUUUUGUGGAGUACAUAAAGACCCAGCCUAUCGUAUUUGAAGUGUUUGGUCACUAUCAGAAACAGCCGUUCCCUCCACUGUGCAAGGACCUAAUCAGCCCAUUACGUCCAUGCAGAAGACAGUUCCCAAGAGUCAUGCCUCUAUCUAAACCAGCUGCAGACAGCGAUGCCCCAUCAGAUCGUGAGAAGACCCUGGAGCUGAUUCGUUUCCUGGUGCCCGACGUAUUCAACGGGGCUUUGGUGGACUCCCUCUCAGGGCAUGCCCUCAAUGCAGCGGGGGUCGCAGCUUCCUUUCUUCUAGAGGGGGAGGGGCAAGCCCAGCUGACAGCCCCACCUCUCUCUAUCUGUUCAGUAAUUAAAGCUCAGAAGCCGGUACCUGCUACUAAGCUGACGACCCUCACACGACCCACAGCCGGGCCCUGCCACUGCAAAUACGACUUAAUGGUAUUCUUUGAGAUCUGUGAGCUGGAAGCCAAUGGAGACUACAUCCCUGCUGUAGUUGACCACAGAGGUGGAAUGCCCUGUCAUGGCACUUUCCUGUUGCACCAGGGGAUUCAAAGAAGAGUGACAGUGACUAUAGUGCACGAGACAGGGGGUGACAUUCAUUGGAAAGAGGUUCGAGAGCUGGUUGUAGGCCGCAUACGAAACACACCAGAAGCAGAUGAGACCAUCAUUGACCCCAAUAUUCUGUCCCUUAACAUCUUGUCUGCUGGAUACAUCCAGCCAUCUCCAGAUGACAGGCAGUUUCUUGAUUCGGACAUGCCUAGGACAUUCUACCGCUUUGAAGCUGCCUGGGAUUCAUCCAUGCACAACUCACUCCUGCUGAACCGAGUGACUCCAUAUGGGGAGAAAAUCUAUAUGACUUUGUCUGCUUACCUGGAGAUGGAGAAUUGCACACAGCCUACAGUAAUAACCAAAGACUUCUGCAUGGUGUUCUAUUCCCGAGAUGCGAAGCUCUCAGCCUCACGCUCCAUCAGGAACCUGUUCAGCAGCGGGAGCCUGAGGCCGUCCGAAGGAAACCGAAUUACUGGAGUGUAUGAGCUCAGUCUGUGUCACCUGGCAGAUGCAGGCAGCCCAGGGAUGCAGCGGAGACGUAGGCGGGUGUUAGACACAUCUGUGGCAUAUGUGCGAGGGGAGGAGAAUUUGGCUGGAUGGAGGCCUCGCAGUGACAGCCUCAUCCUGGACCAUCAGUGGGAGCUGGAGAAGCUCAGCCUCCUGCAGGAGGUGGAGAAAACCAGGCACUACCUCCUCCUGAAGGAGAAGCUAGAGUCCACCCUGCUGCUGGGCCAGGAGGUGCCGCUGUCCUGUGUGUGUGAAGAUCUGACCGAGUCCUCCUCCCCCUCCAAACAUCUGGGGCAGGGUCACGACCCUGACGCUGACCCCGGGCAUGAAAUAACCAAUGAGAGGCAGCGCAAGCUUGCAGCCAAGUGUUUGCGUUUGCUUACCCACACCUUCAACAGAGACUAUAGUCAUGUGUGUGUGAGUGCCAGUGAGAGCAAGCUGAGUGAGAUGUCUGUAACACUGAUGAGAGAUUCUACCUCUAUCUCUGACAUCAACACAAUCACACCCUCCUCCACCUGCCCCUCAUUGGUGGAGGGAUGCUACAGUAACACUGGGCUCAGACCCCCAGCACCUCGAUCCCGUGCUGUGAGCCCCAGCCGAGGCUCUACAUCUGACGGAGAGGGAAAGAAGUCCCCCAGUGGAGCUCCAGAGUCCAAAUCAAGGACCCACACAUUUGUCCCUGACAUUCAGGAGAUCCGUGUCAGCCCAAUAGUUUCGAAAAAGGGCUAUCUGCACUUCCUGGAGCCGCACACUAAUGGCUGGGUGAAACGCUAUGUGGUGGUGCGCCGGCCGUAUGUCUACAUCUACAAUUCAGAGAGAGACACAGUGGAGAGAGCCAUCCUUAACCUGUCUUCUGCACAAGUGGAGUACAGUGAGGACCAGCAGGCCAUGCUGAAGACUCCCUAUACAUUCGCUGUGUGCACAGAGCAUCGUGGAAUACUUCUGCAAGCCGGCAAUGACAAAGAGAUGCAUGACUGGCUGUAUGCCUUUAACCCACUCCUUGCUGGCUCCAUCAGGUCCAAACUGUCAAGAAGAAGAGCAGCACAGAUGAGGCUUUGAGAAAACAAGGUCAACAGAGCCCACAAACAAAGACUGUCCCUGUAAAUAGAGUCCUCUGUUCCUGUACCCGGUCCAGUCUCUAACGUUCGCCACACUCCCCCCUUCCUGUGUGUACCUGCACUCACCCUAUCUAGCACUAAGCACCUGUGUACUUAAGGCUCACCAUGCUGUGUGUCUACCAGGACCUGGAUGUUCAACCCAUAACCCUCCUAAGAAUCUAAGGCCACUAUGUUUUGGAUCACUGUAGUAAUGGAGAUUAGAAGCAUUUGCUUAGCUUCAUUUUAGAUGCUUAUAUAAUCUCACAAAAAAGCUCCAGCACUCCACAAUGGAAAGAAAAACAAUCAUGACACUUCCAGAUAAAAAAGUAAAAAACCAUUUUAACCAGACUUAUUAAGAUAAAUAACAAAAAGUAAAGUCGAUGGUCAAUAUAGAAAUGUCUCAGUCACAUGAACUCACUCUGUUAUUCUUUACAGUUGAAUCUGGUCAGUAUUUAAGUCAGUCAGUAGUAACUUGAUUAUCAGCCUGACAUUUCAGCUUCACUGACACCUGUUAAGGAGGCUGUAUCCUAAAUGAUCCUACUAAAUAGUAUGUCAAAAUAGCAUGCUAUACUGUUUUACAUACUGUACAGAAUGGUAGUAUGCAGUUUGGACUUCUUAGCCAGAUUCUUCCCAGUUCAGCUCUAGUGCCGGUCUUCAUAGAAGUUUAUAUAAGAUAAUAUGACAGAAAAAGGCCCUGCAAUGAGAUACAUCAAACUUUGCUCCUGAUGUUUUCUCAUAGCUGUGUGUAAAAAAAAAAAAAAAGAAGCAAAAAACAAAGAAGAGAUGGACAGUUGUGUGUG